UGUGUAAAUCGCCUUAGGUACAUCGUUCCUCCACUUCAUCGCCUGCCAAACCGGGAUGGGGAAGAAGAACAAAACGGAGGGUGGCGGAGCAAGAGAUCAACACUGCCCUUCGACUGUGUUCGUCUCCAACUUUCCUUACUCAUUCACCAACUCUCAGCUCGAAGAAACAUUCAGUGAUGUUGGACCGAUUAGGCGCUGUUUCAUGGUCACACAGAAGGGGUCAACCGAACACCGGGGAUUUGGUUUUGUUCAAUUUGCUGUUAAAGAAGAUGCUAACCGGGCUAUUGAACUGAAAAAUGGUUCAUCUAUUGGUGGUCGGAAAAUCGGAGUUAAGCUUGCCAUGCACCGUACUCCCCUUGAACAGCGUCGAUCCAAGGAAAAUCAAGCGGUUCAUUCAGAUGAUAUCAUUAAGACAAGAACGGAAAAGGAUAGUUCUUCUGAGGUGGUCAAGCAGGGACAUGCUUCAGACUUACAGGAAAUAGAGAAACAUGUGGAACUCAGAAAAGCACUGAAACCUUGCACUGAUCAAGCUGAUAAAGGGAGCUUUUCAGAAAAGCAGAGGGUUGCUCGGACUGUCAUAUUUGGUGGACUUCUUAAUGCUGAUAUGGCAGAGGUUGUUCACCUCCGAGCCAGAGAGGUUGGCACUGUCUGUUCUGUAACUUAUCCUCUUCCAAAAGAAGAGCUUGAACACCAUGGUCUCUCUCAAGAUGGAUGCAAAAUCGAUGCCUCAGCUGUGCUUUAUUCAAGUGUCAAAGAGGCACAUGCUUCUGUUGCGAUGUUACAUCAAAAAGAGAUAAAGGGAGGAAUUGUUUGGGCACGUCAACUGGGUGGGGAGGGCUCCAAGACUCAAAAAUGGAAACUCAUAGUUAGAAAUCUUCCUUUCAAGGCUAAAGUGACCGAGAUAAAAGAUAUUUUUUCAUCUGCUGGGUUUGUAUGGGAUGCAUUUAUUCCACAGAAUUCUGAGACAGGGUUAUCUAGAGGUUUUGCAUUUGUUAAGUUCACAAGCAAGCAAGAUGCAGAAAAUGCAAUCCAGAAGUUCAAUGGGGAAAAAAUUGGUAAAAGACCCAUAGCUGUUGACUGGGCUGUUCCAAAGAAAAUUUAUAUCACUGGUGCUAAUCCUGUUGUUGCAUCAGAAGAUGGACAACUGAAUGGGAGAGAUGGGGAAGGUGAUACUGAUAGUGAUGAUUUGGAGGAUGACACUACAGAUAUUGAUAAUAAAGUACCACACCCUCAAGGGGUUGGUAGUGCUCCAGAUGACUCCAAUACAACAGAGAAAGAAGUAAUGCCUACUGAAUUUGAUUUUAAUGAAGAAGCAGACAUUGCAAGGAAGGUUUUAAAGAACUUGAUCACAUCCUCUGCUAAAGGAACACUUCCUUCUUCCAGUGGUGGACCCACGGACCUAAAUUUUGAUGAAACCAUUGACGUACUGAAAAAAACAUCCAAUGAAUCUGAAAAAGCAUCAGAUGUAACUGAACCUGAAAACUCUAGCAAAAGCAAAUUAUUAAAUCUUAGACCAAUAGAGUCAGAAGAUGAUUUGCAGAGAACAAUUUUCAUAAGCAACCUGCCUUUUGAUAUUGACAAGGAAGAAGUUAAGCAACAAUUUUCCAAAUUUGGUGAAGUGCAAUCCUUUGUCCCUGUUCUCCAUCAAGUAACCAAGCGACCAAAAGGAACAGGGUUUCUUAAGUUCAAUACAGUAGCUGCAGCUGAUGCUGCAGUAUCAGCAGCAAACCCCACAUCUUCUUUGGGGAUUUUCCUGAAGGGCAGGCAAUUGACAGCUUUGAAGGCUUUGGACAAGAAAUCAGCUCAUGAUAAGGAAUUGAAGAAGAGCAAACCUGAGGAACGUGAUCACCGCAAUCUUUACCUGGCUAAGGAAGGUCUCAUUGUUGAAGGGACUCCAGCUGCUGAAGGUGUUUCAGCUAGUGACAUGUCAAAGCGCCAUAUGUUGGCAAGACAAAAAGAUACAAAAUUAGAAUCUCCAAAUUUUCAUGUUUCAAGGACUAGACUUAUCAUAUACAAUUUGCCCAAGUCAAUGACAGAAAAAGAAGUUAAAAAGCUUUGUAUAGAUGCAGUUACCUCACGUGCUACCAAGCAAAAACCCAUGAUUAAACAGAUAAAGUUUCUGAAGGAUAUGAAGAAAGGAAAAGUAGUCACAAAGAACCAUUCACGAGGAGUUGCUUUCAUUGAGUUUACAGAGCAUCAACAUGCACUUGUAGCCCUGAGAGUUCUUAACAACAAUCCUGAAACUUUUGGUCCUGAACAUCGCCCAAUUGUGGAGUUUGCUCUUGAUAAUAUCCAAACAUUGAGGCAAAGGAGGGCUAAGCUGGAGGCUUACCAGCAGAUUAACCAUGGCUAUCCAGAGGACUUGCAGCCAAAUGAUGACCCCAACACACCAGAAGCCAGCCCAAACAAGAAGAUGAAAUCAAGAAAACGUAAGUCCAGGGAUAAUGAUGGACCAUUGAAGACUUCAGAACCCAAUGAAGGAGAUGAACCAGAAGAUAAGGUAAUCAAAGGAGCUGUCAUUGAUCGACAUGGAGCUGCAAAGAAACAUAAGAUUAAUCCAGCAAAAGAAAAACAGAAAGACAAACGCAAGAAGCUGAACAAUUCCCAUGGAAUCGGGAAGCCUGAUGAUGAAAAACCCUUAAAAGCAGAAAGCACAAUCAGCAAAGCCCGCAAUUCAAAGUCUUCAGAGGAAUCAAAUAUGCUACCAAAAAAGAGGAAGCUGCAAGAGCAUAUAGCAGUACAAGAAGGGAAAAGCCCGAAACAAAAAACAAGGACCCGAAGGAGUAAAGAUCCAUCAGGGCAGGUCAUACUUGAUAAGUUGGACAUGCUGGUGGAACAAUAUAGAGCUAAAUUUUCACAGCAGACUGAUGACAAAACUGAUGGCCAAAAACAAGGUUCCAGACAGCUUAAGAGAUGGUUCCAGUCAUAAUUUAUACUUAAGAUGGUUUGUAGCUGUGAGUGAUUUAUUCUUCCAUGGAAGGAACUGAUGUCUAAAUGCUUAAAUUUGUUGCACUGUUAAAAUUUUGACAAUUUCCGGAGGAUUGUAACCCUACAACCUUGCAAUUUUGUUACCCCACUUUCAA
Messenger RNA from Vitis vinifera (wine grape), 3083 nucleotides. RefSeq lists its product as uncharacterized. Gene Ontology annotation, molecular function: RNA binding. Bases 56 to 2929 code for a protein of 957 amino acids. Lineage: Eukaryota; Viridiplantae; Streptophyta; Magnoliopsida; Vitales; Vitaceae. The record is from RefSeq and is a predicted model, not a curated record. The transcript has 18 exons.